This is a messenger RNA of Vigna unguiculata (cowpea), 876 nucleotides long. RefSeq lists its product as uncharacterized. The record is from RefSeq and is a predicted model, not a curated record. Lineage: Eukaryota; Viridiplantae; Streptophyta; Magnoliopsida; Fabales; Fabaceae.
UUUGAGAAGUUUGAAUCUGUUAUUUGGGUAAAUCUGUUGGAACCAUGAUUCCUUGGUAGUACUGACAAACAGUAAUCACUUCACAAACCACAAACUCAACUUAGUAUUAAGUUGUGUUGUAGUAACCAUUAUUGUCAUCCCAAACACACCUUUACAGGAACACUCAACAAUGCUAGAUCCGGCCACUGAACUGCUGCCACCACCAUCUUCACCCACCAAUUCAUCCAUUUCCUCCUCUGAUCUUGACACCGAGUCUACGGGAUCCUUCUUCCAUGACAGAAGCACCACACUGGGCACUCUUAUGGGUGUGAGCUUCCCGGCUAUUACCUUCAGAGCCUCCGACAGCCACCCACAUUCAACCAUCUCCGCCGCUGCCGCCGCUGUGGGUGGCCCCCAGAGGGCUGCAGAGUCUAAGAAGAAGAAGGCCAUCGUGGCUGCGGAGCGGCGGCGGAAGUGGUGGUGGCUGUGCAGGGACGGCGACGCGAGGCCGGCUUCUCUCGGUGAGUUUCUCGAGGUGGAACGGCGGUGCGGCGACGGCGCGUUUUAUGGUGCGGCGGCGGAACUUGAAGGAAUGGUGAUGGAUUCGCCAAGGAACCACGGCCGGGCUUUGUUUUCCGACGGGAGGGUUCUUCCUCCGUCGGGCGUUGACGACGGAGCAUCGACGGCGGGAAGUCUUUGCAGUAGAUUCCCAGUUUUACUCACCGGGAUCUGUAGCGGCGGCGCUGGAUAAGAUUGAGUUUGAAUUUUGAUUCUUUCCUCUCUUUUUUUUUUAAAUAAACUGAAGAGAAAAAAAUGGUUGAUAAUUUUUUUUAAGAAUCGUUUGUUAUUAUUACAAUUCUUAUAUGUUGUGAUUCACAUGCAGACUUUUACUUUUUA